GCUGAUUUUUUCGCUGAUUUCUCUUUGCUAUGCAACGAAAAACAACAGCAGCGGUGGCAAGCCGAAUUGUAACAUGGGCACUCACCCACAUCCACCAUAUGGACCCUAUGCUUAUGGUGCUCUUUUUGGUGCACCAGGGAUACCAGGUAUUCCCGGGAGCCCAGGACCCGCGGGACCCACGGGCAUCGCAGGGCCACCCGGUCCUCGUGGUUCUACGGGACCACAAGGGGACAAGGGCGACGCAGGAAAGGCGGGAAACCAAGGCCUCACAGGUAAACAGGGACCCCCAGGAAAAUUGGGACCUCAAGGGUCCACAGGCCGGCAGGGUCGCCGUGGAACCAAAGGUGAUGCAGGGGAUAAAGGAAGCCAGGGAGCCCCAGGCCUCCGGGGUCCUCCAGGAGCUCUCGGGAGUAAUUGGAAACAGUGUGUUUUCAAAAAUUUGAACGAUGGAAAGGACACUGGCUUGAUAAAGGAAUGCCUUUUCAUCAAAAAGUCGGCCAAAACAGCUCUGCGCGUGUUUUGGAGUGGCAACCUCCGCAUCGCUAACUGCCAUGGUUGCUGCAGACGAUGGUAUUUUACCUUAAACGGCGCAGAGUGCUCAGCUCCUGCUGCAAUUGAUGGCGUAGUCUACAUGGUACAUGGAAGUGGCGGCAAAAAGAAUUUACACCGCCCCCGUCAUAUCGAGGGUGUGUGCGAGAAAGUCCACAAAGGUGUUGUGCGCGUUGGAUUCUGGGUCGGUAACUGUAGUGGGUACGGAUCUGCUGACGCAUACACAGGCUGGAACUCAGUGUCCCGGAUCUACGUGGAAGAAGUACCACCCCCACAGGCAUAAUGUCGUAUACUACCAUGGUUUUAUUGCUCAAUAUUUAACAACGGAAUAAGAACAAUAGCACAAUCAGGAACCUUAGAUUUAAUAGUCGGGAUAAAUUACAGAAAAGCUGUGAAAUCGGGCAUUUUAAAGUUGCGCCUCUGAGCUAUGUCGAGUGGGAAUGCUGCCAUGACA
Pocillopora verrucosa is the source of this 1003-nucleotide messenger RNA. The record is from RefSeq and is a predicted model, not a curated record. Lineage: Eukaryota; Metazoa; Cnidaria; Anthozoa; Scleractinia; Pocilloporidae.